Messenger RNA from Lingula anatina, 1289 nucleotides. RefSeq names its product ribonuclease H2 subunit A-like. Gene Ontology annotation, molecular function: RNA-DNA hybrid ribonuclease activity; RNA binding. The record is from RefSeq and is a predicted model, not a curated record. NCBI's taxonomy places the organism in Eukaryota, Metazoa, Brachiopoda, Lingulata, Lingulida, Lingulidae. Gene Ontology annotation, cellular component: ribonuclease H2 complex. Gene Ontology annotation, biological process: mismatch repair; DNA replication, removal of RNA primer.
AAUCGAUGUAUAGUUAUUACCACUGUUUGCGCGGGACGGGGGCUAGCAAGAAGGCUUCGAACAUUUAGAUGUUUGCUUAACUACUAUAUUUUGUUAUUUGCUUUAUUGUUAAGAGAAUCUCACAGAGACACACGGUAUUGUGAAAUGGAUUUAAGUGCUUUCGAAACUGACAAUAGCUGUAAUUGCAUCGUUGGCUCUGAUAUACCAGAAAUUGCCAAAAGGGAACCAUGCUGGUUGGGGAUAGACGAAGCUGGAAGGGGGCCAGUUUUGGGUCCUAUGGUCUAUGGUACCUGCUACAGUCCAAUUUCACUUAAAGAUCAGCUGAAAGAGAUGGGCUUUGCGGAUUCUAAAGUGUUGAAUGAAGAACAAAGAGAAAAAUUGUUUGAAAAGAUAAAAAAUUCAACUGAAGUUCUUGGAUGGAUGAUAGAAGUUUUAUCACCAAACUUUAUUUCUAAUAGCAUGCUACGAAGGUCAAAGUAUAAUCUUAAUGCACUAUCACAUGAUUGUGCUAUAGGUUUAAUAAAAAAAGCCCUUGACAAAGGUGCAAAUAUAAAAGAGGUAUAUGUUGACACAGUAGGUGACCCAGCAAAGUAUCAAGCAAAACUGAAAGGAAUCUUUCCAGAUCUGGACAUAACAGUAGCCAAGAAAGCCGACUCCAUUUAUCCAAUAGUUAGUGCUGCAAGUAUAUGUGCGAAGGUAGCUCGUGAUAAUGCAGUCAAGAACUGGACUUUUAAAGAGGGGAUUACAGUGGAAAACUUUGGGUCUGGCUAUCCUGGGGACCCAGCAACAAAGAAAUUCCUUACUGAUUAUCUUGACCCCGUGUUUGGAUUUCCACAGUUUGUGCGUUUUAGUUGGUCAACUGCAGACCUUUUGUUGCAGAAAAAUGCUGUCUCUGUGAAAUGGGAAGAUGACGAUGAUGAUGACCAAAAUGAUAAGAAAAGAAAAAAAGAUUCAGCUGGAACACAUUCCCUUUUCACAUUUUAUAAAAGUGAAGAGACAGGAAACAAGAGAUCAAAAAAACAUUCAUUUUUUGAUGAAAGAUGCUUGAAAAAUAUGACACAUUUUUAGUCUUUUUUUGUGAGUGUCAGCUUGAGAGACCUAAUAUUUGAAAUUAAAAAGCUGACAUAAACUGGAAGAUAGCUAGAUAGCUGCUAUAUGAGAUCAAUGAAAUGCCUCUUAUGAAUAAUGUUUAUAAAAUGUCUUUUUUGCUUCCGAAUGUGGGAUUUAUCAAAUGUGUGAAAUGUUGAAAUAAACGAAAAAAAUGCAAUAAUGUAAAACAUUGAAAAAUU